AGGCCAGAACAAGAUUAGUAACUGGAAAAGGACAUUUGCGUUUGCCGGUAUAGUUCGUUUUUUAGAACAGACCUACCACGCAUUGGUGUACGUCGGAGUACAACACUUUUUUGUUUUUAGCAGAGAUUUGUUUAGUUCUUGAAAUUCUAGAAGAAAGAUAGUUCCUCGAGGACAAAAAGAACAUGUUGUUUGGAAUAGUGAAGAUUUAGGGGACACAAAAAAUGGAUCGUCGGCUAGCGAAACGGACGCGAAGGGAAGCAACGAUUCACAAGCGCAGAAGGGAGGAAGAGGAUUCUCCAGAUGGGUCAGAUGAUGAAAUGCAGGACGCUGAAGAACUGUCAAAUAGAAAUUUUGACAUUAGUAAUGCCAUCUUUCUUACAGGAGGUGAUGGCGGUAGUUCGUCUGUUCAGGAUCAUAUCGGUGGGAGCCAGCGACCCUUUGGGAGUGCGAGAAGUUGCGAUGUCGAUGGCCGUGCCUUCUCGAGGACUAGAGGAGGUGAUGCCAUUGUUCUCAGUGAUGGCGCGUCAGACGAUAGUACUUCAGGAACUGCUUGUGACUGCAGUCCGCACCGACGUGUGGUGCUCGAAAAUGCAGAGAAAGUACGAUUCCAGUUUUUUCUCGAGGAAUUGCGGCAGUCUGAACACUUCGGUAAUGCUAUCUUGAGUAAGCGUCCGCGCGGCAUCUGGGACCUAGGGGCAGCGUAUGAAGAGCAUGUGCGAGUGCACUGGCAGGACGAGGGUGCGAAAGCGCGAUUCUUUCGUUUCUGGCCAGCGACUCGUUCCACUUCCUCAGAAUCCGAUGAAGCGAGCCACGAAGGUAAUUUGGAGCGGCAGGAGAAGCACUGUGAUGUUGUUGAUGUAGAGAUGGCAGAUGCACAUCUCCCAGAUGCUCAACAGAUAAGAGGAGAUGCAGUAGGACGGUCACAGUGCUGGUCUAGCGCAGAGACUUUUCUCAAGCAGAUCAGUUUUCUUCGCUUUCUGCGUGUAGUGGUGAAGCACAGUUGCCAAGUUCCAGGCGCGUUACUGGAUCCUUUUCCGGUUCUUUUCUGCGAAGAAAUUGCGCGUCUAGCGGAGGAAGUGAGUGGUUCGCGCGCAACGCAGUGUCUAGAUCUACGUCGUUG
Amoebophrya sp. A25 is the source of this 1120-nucleotide messenger RNA. The record is from the annotation of a GenBank genome assembly. Lineage: Eukaryota; Dinophyceae; Syndiniales; Amoebophryaceae.